Molecule: messenger RNA, 4645 nt
Organism: Seminavis robusta
Lineage: Eukaryota; Bacillariophyta; Bacillariophyceae; Naviculales; Naviculaceae
Source: the annotation of a GenBank genome assembly
ACUGAGUUGAAGGCUUUCCGAGUGACCCGAAGUGUGAGGUCUUCUCUUGCGCUCAAAGAGUUUUUGUUGUGGCUGUGGCGAGGCCUGGCAUAACAGAACAUAACCAAACUUACCCAACCACCACCUAUCCCAUUAUCCAUCUAUCUGCUACCAUUAUCUAUCUCGAUUGGUACGGUAUAGGUGAUUAUCUUACUCACGGCUCCAUUAUCUAGCUAGCUACCCAGCUCCUACCGUACGGUAUUAUCUAUUCUAUUGGGUAUACUACCCCAAUAGUUAUCUCAAGAUGGUGAAGAAGGACAAGACGGUGAAGAAGCACGUCGGCUUUGCCGACAUGGAGGAUUCGUUUGCGGCGUACAGCUUUGCGGACGAGCCGUCUCCCACGACAACGACCAACAGCAACAGCAACGACCAGAAUACUACUACUAGUGCUUUGCGCAAUAAUAAUAGCAAUAGUAUGGACAACCUGAGCAGUCGGAACAACCCGAGAAUGGACAUGUCCCUGAGUCAGGACACCGCCAACGACGAUAUGGACGGAACGCUGCAUUUAGAAGAUGCCUUUCGCAAAACCUCCACCCACAGCACUAGCAACCCUGCCCGCAUGAGUUUUCGUGGUCUGGAUGAUAUCGACGACAGUGACGGUGCAUCGAUGAGUACCAACAGCGAUAUUAUCAAUCAGCAUCGUGCCAAAAUCGAAGGUGCCGGGGUUGACCAGACGGUGGCAACGAUUGAAACAAAGGUGGUACGAUGGCUCCGCAUGGCCAUUUGGUUGGGCUUGGUCGUCACGACAGGUGCCGUCUGUGCGUUAGUCUAUUGGUUUGCCAAUCAAUUGGAACACGAAAAUUUCGAAGAACAUUUUGAAGAUAUGGCGCAUCAAUUCGUUCGCGGUGUGCAAGCCAAUCUCUAUCGACAAUUGCAAGUGGCCGAUUUAAUGGCUACCGUCUUUACCAGUGUGGCUUUGGAAACCAAUCAAGUCUGGCCCUUCUUUGUGGUGCAAAAUUACGAAGCCACGGCCACGGCGGCACGAUCCGUAGUGGGAGCGCCUUUCUUGGGUGUCCAUCCACUCGUCACCAACGAGUUGCGUGUGCCGUACGAACAAUUCACCCAGGACAGCGACAAUAUUCAAUGGAUCAAUGCCUCACUCGACUACCAACAAGCCUUUCUACAGAACUACCAACGGAGUACGGCCGAUACCACAACUACCACAAGAAGAAAUCUACUCACUCAAUUCGAUAUUGCCUUUGAUGAACCUGAUCAAGCGGUACCACCACCACAAGCACCCUUGAUCAAUCGUCAAGCCAGUUUCGGCGACAACAAUAGCACUCCUGCUCUUCCUACUUCUACCUUUUCUCCCUUCAGUGAUACCAGUGCUAGCAGUAGUAGUGGUGUCACGAUUACCACCACCGAUCUUCCCAACUUUUGGAAUGGUAUUUACGGAACAAAUCCACAAAUUUUCCGAUUGGCAGCACCGGGAGAAACCAACGACACGCAACAUGUCUACAAUGAAAUCGCGUACAUGAACGAAAACACACGAGCGCAAGGACCGCCAUUUUACCCCAUUUGGCAAACCUCGCCCGUCACUCCCAACAACCAAGAAAGUGUCUUGAAAGGGAUCAAUUACAAUAUCGGGGACCAAGCACUCCCGCCAACGUGGUUUCGAGAACCUUUUCAAAUUGUGCAAGAACAACAACAAGCCGUAUUGGGGUAUGCCGUGCAUUCCAAGAAUAUUCCAACGGCGGCAACGGCCACCAACAACAACAACGACAACAAUUCGACUACCCAAAACGACAACGACAACAUGAACAGUCCCAUGGCAUCCCUCUUUUAUCCCGUCUUUGAUACACUCCUUUCCACAACUACCACCAACUCCAACAACGCUCGCAAAGUCGUGGCCGUCAUGGAAACGGAAAUUCUAUUCCAACACUUCUUCUCCUACAUUCUAUCUCCCGAUCACAACGACGACAAUGCUAAUACCAUACUUGCCGUUGUUUCCAAUGACUGCCAAGAUGGCCAAUCCUAUUCCUUCCAAAUACAAUCUGAAAUUGCCACUUAUGUCGGACCCAACGAUUCCCAUCAGCCCGAAUUUGACGACACUAGGGUAUCCACCACACUCACGACCACCAUGAAUGUCGGAACGGUCUACAAUGGCGUACCGCUCAACACCACAUAUUGUCCUUGGCAAUUAAACGUAUACGCCACGGAAGAAAUGGAAAGUGUAUACGUGACCAAUCAACCCAUCUAUUACAUGCUCACCGUCAUGGGAGUAUUCAUAUGGACCUGCGCCAUCUUUUUGGUAUACGAUUGGCUCGUCGAACGACGACAAAAAAAGGUCAUGAAAGCCGCCAAACGCAGUGAUGCCAUUGUCUCCCAACUCUUCCCCAAUGGAUUUCGGGAUGCCCUCUACAAUGCCGAUCAGGAACUCGAUAGUCAGGAUUUUUCACCCAAACAGGCCAAAGAAUCGGCGCCCACACCUUCGACCAGUAGUCCGGGCAAUGGCAAAGGCGCGGACGGAGCCUUUCACGCCGACAUUUUGGAAACGUUCAAACAAUCCGUGGGAGUCGAUCAUCACGGAGAAACCAAUCAACCCAUGGCACGGCUGUAUCCCAGUUGUACCGUCUUUUUUGCCGAUAUUGCCGGGUUCACCGCAUGGAGUUCGGCACGGAGUCCCGUGCAAGUCUUUGAAUUGCUCGAAACACUCUACGGGGCGUUUGAUAAGAUGGCCCGAAGACGUCGCGUGUUCAAAAUUGAGACGAUUGGAGAUUGCUACGUUGCUGUCACAGGUCUGCCACAACCGCAACCCAAUCAUGUUCUCUUGAUGGUCAAGUUUGCUCGGGAUAUUCUUGAGAAGUUGCCCCCCAUUUUGAAGAAGUUGGCAAUCACUCUAGGUCCAGACACCAAAAACUUGGCUAUGCGUGUGGGGUUGCAUUCCGGUCCUGUCACUGCUGGUGUACUUCGUGGCGAGAAAGCCAGAUUUCAGCUCUUUGGAGAUACCGUCAACACGGCUGCCAGAAUGGAAUCCAAUGGAAAGAAAGAGUGCAUUCACUGUUCCCAGGAGACGGCUGAUAUCCUGUACGAAAAAGGGAAAGGCCACUGGGUUCAUCCUCGGGACGAGCGAAUUGUCGCAAAAGGCAAAGGAGAGCUUCAAACGUAUUGGAUCCUUCCAGGGGGUGGAGAAUCUUCCAUGUUUGACCAAUCUGCUAUGUUUGACUUUGAAGAAGAGGACGAGGAAGAGGAAGAAGAGAAAUUUCACAAGGAGACUGCCGCAAUAGAAGCAGCACUCAAGGGCUUCCCUGGUACGGACGAGGAAAGGGAAAACAAGGUGAAAUGGGCGCAGAAAAACGACAGUAGCAUCGGGUGGAUCGUAGAUUUGCUGUUUGCUGAAGUGAAAGGUAUUGCCUGGGAACGCAAACAACUUACCGAGUACGAUUCAGAUGUUGAUCACUGGGGCAAGAACAGCCCUGAGGGCAGGCCGGUCAAAUGGGAUUACAGGUUGUGCAACGCAAUCUUUGAGCUGGCCGAUAGCACCGGACAAAGGGGUACUAAAUCUUGGACGGUGGCAAAGGAUAAGGUCAAAGACGAGCUCAAAUUGUUUGUUUUACUGCUGGCAUUCCAGUACAAGGAGGAUGCACCCUUUCACAAUCUGGAGCAUGCCUGCCAAGCACUCAUGGCAGUGGAGAAAAUGCUGAAACAAUUCGCAAUCCUUCUUCAAAGGAUGGGACAACGACAACUGAAUUCAUGGGUGAGGUUCACAUUGUACUUGGCUGCCAUCAUGGGUGACGUUACCGGGCUUCAAGAGGUGUGCUCUGGCGCAGAUCUGGGCCCAAAGGAAACUGCAGCGUCCAAGCGCCACAAGGAAUUCCAGAAUUCUUUCAAGACACUGUGGGGCCUCAUCAUGGACAAACGACUCUCCGCACUUCGCCUUGCCAUUUGUGUCAACCAGGAGGAGCAAGAGUACUUCACACAGCUCUUGGUCAACCUGGUGUAUGCUACAGAUAUUUCCGAAGGCGCCAACUCGGUAGAACGCGAGAAGCGAUGGGAAGCGGCGUUUAGCAUCCAAGAAGAGUCGACACUGAUAAUCCGCUUGCAAGCUCCUACAACUUUGGAGCACAUGAGUCUUGCCGCCCAAUGGACGCACACCAUGCAACUUUGGGAGACGUAUAAGAAAUGGAACAGUUUACUGUUUCAACACCGCUGUGAUGAAUUUGAAAACGACAUUAUUUCGUCCGACCCAGCGCUGGAAUGGUUCCAGCAAGAGUUGGUAAUGUUUGAAAAGGUCGUGAUUCCUCUCUUGGAAAAGUUGCAGGAACCAACGGCAUUGGGGCCCACCGGUAGCGAGCUGUUAAAAUACGCUGCCCAAAACCACAGAUCGUGGAGCCGACUGUUCCUGUCGAGAACCUAGUAGAAAUGAAAUGGGGUCCCACAAACACACACACAAACAGCACAAUCUACUUUUUUGAACGAGACGAGAUCCUCUUGUCUCCCGCUUCUAGCAUGAAGUGCAUGUUUUCUAUGUUGAGUUUUGACGGAAUUGCGUUUUGUUCUGACGCAUCCUGUACAGUCUCGAUAAUUUGUUUCCCUACUAGAGCUACACUAUGUUUACUAAAAUAUGCAACACUAUAUCUUUCGGGCAAAGCAGUACAAUGUUCAU